GUCACGUGACCCAAUGUUUUGCUCCUUACCGGGUGUUGUAGAAGAGACAUCCUUCUCAGCUGAAACUUGUGAAAUACCACAUUUUUACAAGCAAUUUACUACCUAGGAACGGUGACAUGUUUUAUUCGCUACUUUUGACUCGCUAAUUAAUUUUGCAUUUAAAAACCACAACGUUAUAUCCACUGAAUACGCUUCAGUUAGCAAGUUAGCAUCGGCAUUAACAGUGUCGGCUAUGGCGGCAGUUGACAGCUUUCCGCUUCUGUACAGAGAAAUUUCUCGGUUGUGUAGCUCUUACUUUGAGGCUCUGGCCUUGGUCGGGGCUCUGUACACGGCCCACAGGACAGCAGUCCUGCUGAAGAACUGCUGUACGUUGGUCAGGGUGCAUUUUCUCCCGAGAAUCAUCCCAUGUAAGAAGCUGAGCCAAAGAUAUGGUGACUGGGCUGUCAUUUAUGGUGCAACAGAGCCAGUAGCCAAAGCAUAUGCAGAGGAGCUGGCCAGACGUGGGAUCAGCAUCAUCUUUGUCACUCAGAGCCAAACCUCUGUUACAGACACUGCUGCAUCUCUCUCCCAAAGCUACGGAGUGGAAACUGUUGUUGUCUUAGCUGACUUCUCACUGGACCAAGCAGCCAGCAAGCCCAUCAAAGAGGCCAUGAGGGGCAAAGAUAUCGGCUUCCUGGUGAACUGUGUGGAUGAGUCUUUGGCUUCACCCCAGAGCCUGAUUGAAAUGCCUGAGCAGGGCCUGCUGGAUUUGGUGAAUAGGAACAUUGCAGUUGCUACUCUGAUGACCCGUUUGGUCCUGCCGGGGAUGGUGAAGCGCAGUAGAGGUGCUGUGGUCAAUAUAUCAUCGGGUGCCUGCUGCAGACCCCUGCCUGGAAGAGUGACACUCACCGCCUGCACUGGAUACCUGGAUCAUUUCUCAAGAGCUCUGCAUCUCGAGUACAGCGGCAAAGGAAUCUUCAUUCAGAGCCUGAUCCCUUUCCAGAUAGCCUCAAACAGGCGACAACCGUCAUCAUCCUCAUCACUAGCAUCGAGCGAAGGCUGGUUUGUACCAAAGCCAGAGGUUUAUGCUCACCACGCCAUCUCCACUCUGGGCGUCUCUAAUAGGACCACCGGCUACUGGCCUCAUACCCUGCAGUAUGGACUCAUGCGCUGUAUCCCAGAGUGGAUUUGGGUUCUAGGAGCAAGUGUUUUCAUCAGUUCAAGCUAAAAACUUAACCCAGUUGAUGGAUCUUGUUGUUACAGGAGUCAUGUUGAUUUCUGGCUUUUCUUCUGCCAAUUAGUUCAAAUUUGUUCAGCUCUCAUGCUCUAUUGUGGUUGGUAGUUAAGAGAUUCCUACUGUUAGUUUGGUAUCAAUUUCUAGUGAGCCUUGAACCUACCAAGAAGUUUCCUUGAAGCAGCAAAUGAAUGCAAAGACAACUUGGUAAUAUAUAGCUUGAUGGCAGCUAGACUUGAGGUUGAGUUAGUAUUAUAAACAUGUUGAUUACUAUUGAAGCAGAAUUAUUUGUUAUCAUUUUGGUGUCUAAACACUGUAUACCACAAGCUCUUAAAUAGAGUUAACACUGUGAUAGUAACUCCUUUCAAUUUUGUGGGCGGCCAACAUGAACCAUGAGAUCCUGGUCCAUUUGCAAUAAAACUGAAUGUAUAACUAUUAUAUUUUUUUAUCUGCUAAAAAGAAGUUUCACAUCCAAACUUUUAUGGGGCAAAACAGUGUAGAAGUACAGGUGAGAUCAAAAGGCUCACCUUCAAUGUGACAUCAAAAAGACAGAAGCAAGCAGUAACACAGCAGUCUGAGGCCAUAAAGAUAAACUAAAUCAAAUCAGAUGAGAAAAAAAGCAACAAACUCUUCAGUCUGACCAUAGGAAUUAUGUUUUGACACACAGUGGGUUCUUUUUAUCUGCUGUUAACCUGCAAAAAAUCCACCAAUUAAAAGUACAGACUGAUCAUAUACAAAAGAGCAGUAUUAUGCAACAGUAAGAGAAAUGUAAUGCUUACAAACACAACAUUCUCCAAAUAAGAGACAUGACAUGAAGAUAAAAAAAGACACCUUUUAAACACAUACUCUGAAAGAGCAACGACAGAACUGAUUGUAUUCUUGCACUGCGGCUUUGUCUUUAUCUGAUUUGGUUUGCUGGUUUAAUCAAAUAUGAGGCUUUGAUGGUGCCAGUGAGAUAUUGUACAUUCUAAAACGAAGAGUGUUUACCGGCGAAUAAAUGCGUGAAGGUGAAUGAAGAGUGAAAGCUUUAGGUGAAUGUGGGGUCAUGGAUCAGUAUGAGAUUCAAGCGUCUCCUUGAGUGAGACCUUCAGUAUAUGUAUAUUUUGCUCUAAACUAAUAGUUGUGUGUAAAAUUUGAACAGUUUGAGGUAUAUUGUGUUAGAUGAUUACUCAGAUACACAGUACAAUAUAUAGAAAGAUUACAUGUACUGUUUGUGUUAUCAUAUCACACAAUUAAACCAAUAAAACUCGUCUACCAUU
Messenger RNA from Acanthochromis polyacanthus (spiny chromis), 2472 nucleotides. It is a transcript of the gene hsdl1, whose product is annotated as hydroxysteroid dehydrogenase like 1. Bases 233 to 1207 code for a protein of 324 amino acids. The transcript is spliced from 5 exons. NCBI's taxonomy places the organism in Eukaryota, Metazoa, Chordata, Actinopteri, Pomacentridae. Gene Ontology annotation, cellular component: mitochondrion. The record is from RefSeq and is a predicted model, not a curated record.